Cyprinus carpio (common carp) is the source of this 489-nucleotide messenger RNA. Its product is annotated as histone H3-like. Gene Ontology annotation, molecular function: protein heterodimerization activity; structural constituent of chromatin; DNA binding. Lineage: Eukaryota; Metazoa; Chordata; Actinopteri; Cypriniformes; Cyprinidae. Bases 64 to 474 code for a protein of 136 amino acids. The record is from RefSeq and is a predicted model, not a curated record. Gene Ontology annotation, cellular component: nucleosome. The transcript has a single exon.
GGCGCGUAACACAGAGCAGUAUUUUCUACUCGAACACAGCAGAGACAGGAACCCAUUUCAGCAAUGGCAAGAACCAAGCAGACGGCUCGUAAAUCCACCGGUGGUAAAGCCCCGAGGAAGCAGCUCGCUACUAAAGCCGCCCGCAAGAGCGCCCCAGCCACCGGCGGCGUCAAGAAGCCCCAUCGUUACAGGCCCGGGACCGUGGCUCUCCGAGAGAUCCGCCGCUAUCAGAAGUCCACCGAGCUGCUGAUCCGCAAACUGCCUUUCCAGCGUCUGGUGCGAGAGAUCGCUCAGGAAGAUUUUAAGACGGACCUGCGCUUCCAGAGCUCCGCCGUCAUGGCCCUGCAGGAGUCCAGCGAGGCUUAUCUGGUCGGUCUGUUCGAGGACACCACGUGCGCCAUCCACGCCAAGAGAGUCACCAUCAUGCCCAAAGACAUCCAGCUGGCGCGCCGCAUCCGCGGAGAGCGCGCUUAAACCCGCCGCUGCAUC